Molecule: messenger RNA, 732 nt
Organism: Rotaria sp. Silwood1
Lineage: Eukaryota; Metazoa; Rotifera; Eurotatoria; Philodinida; Philodinidae
Source: the annotation of a GenBank genome assembly
AUGAACAUAUUAACCAUAUUAUCAAAUUCAUAUUCUAAUGAAUCUUCUCAUUUAACAUCAAUGUAUGGGAAUCUAUAUCAGUCACCAACAUUUUCUACAACGGCCGAACAAUUUUAUUGUGAUUAUCAACAUGAUUCAAGAUCAAUACCAAUAUUAGAACAUAUUGAAUAUUCAACAAAUGAUUAUAAUUUUGUUUCUAACUACAUGCCAUAUCAAUCGUCAUCAACACUUUUCUAUCCACAAGAACCAAUGAUCAGUACGACUAAAAUUCUUGUUAAUCCAUUCUUUAAAACACAUUCAACAAAUCGAACAAGUGAAUCAGUAUCCAACAUCGAAAACAAAUGUCCAACAGUACUCGAACAACAAGAAAAUUCAUCAAUAUCAUCACGACAUCGAAGUCGUUCACCAUCAUCUGAUCGACAAGUAACAAUAUCUCGUAAUAAAAACCCACGAAAACGUCAAAAACGAAAAGCACAACAAAAAAAAUUUAUUCAAGAAAAAGAAUUAAUAUUUGAAAAACAACCAUCAUUAGUUUUUUCGAAACAUAAACAUUGUCAUUCAUCACCCGAUCGUUGGGAACAUAAAGAAGAACAAUUAAAACGCUUAUAUAAAGAAUAUUCUAAUGAAGAUAUAUCUAAACAAGGGAAGCCAUUAUCGCAUAAUGAAUAUUAUGAGUUAUAUCAAUAUUCUUUUGACAAACAUCAUCAAAGAUCUAUUGACGAUCAAGACUAG